AUGUCCUCCAAGGAGUACGCGACGACGCCUGAGAAUGUGGAGGCAUUCACCCAGAACAGCUUCCUGAAGAUGAUCACGGCAGCCACAGCAGUGCGGAAGUCGGUGAACGAGGUGGUCAUCACCAGGAUAUACGAAGCCCUCACUGCCUACAAGCCGGAGCUGGUACUCUCAGCAUACCUCUCCUUGUGUGAAAGCCUGGCAAUCGGCAAAGUGUUGGGCAUCCCGGUGCUGUUCUUUGGACUUCAGCCCUUGGUCGCCAGCAGAUAUGUGGGAGCCUUCGGGAUCUUCCCAGUGCUGCCGGACGUGUUCCGCCUGAAUCUGCGUGUGUGGGAUUAUUUGAAUCUGGACUUUGCGGAGAACGUGCGCAAGACCUCCGGUCCCAUUUUGGAGAAGCUGGCUGGGGUUCCUUCCGAGGAGUUCCAUCUCACUUUGGAAGAGUUCUACGAGCACUGCAGCUGCAGCCCAAAGUACCCGGUCCUUUUUGGCAUUAGCAAGGUUCUGACUGGGCCGCUCCCCCCAGACUUCACUGACAUGUGCAAGGUUCUGGGGCCAGUGGCUAUGGAACCGGAGAAGCAAGAAGGCCCAGACUUUGGAGCGCAGGACCAGUCAGCCUUGGGCGCCUUCCUUGCAAAGGGCGACGCGCCCGUCUACAUCGGCUUUGGCUCUAUGAUUUGCAGGAACCGGGAGUACAUGACCGAGUUGAGCGUGCGAGCCCUGAAGAUCGCCAACCAGAGAGGGGUGGUGCUGAGAGGCUUUGCGGAGAUGUCGGAGAAAGACAUCCAGGAUCCGGAGCUGCUGUCCUACUGCAAAGAGCAGGUGCUCUUCGUGGAGUCGGCAGCCCAUGCCAAGCUCUUCCCCAAGUGCAAGGUGAUGGUGCACCACGGGGGCUCUGGAACUACCAGCGCCUGCGCCAUGAGCGGAGUGCCCGCUGUGGUGACGCCUGUCUUCUUCGACCAAUUCGGCAAUGCUGAGCUGGUGAACAAGCAGGGCAAUGGUGUGGGCAUGAUGAAGGGCUUGAAUUCCAUCACAGCUGAAGAGCUGGCCGAUGCCCUGAAGACCGCCCAGUCCCCGGCCAUCCGGCAGAAGGCCCAGGAAGUGGCCGCGGAGAUGGCCAAGGAGAAUGGAGCAGCCCAGAUGGUGGUGGAAGUGAAGCGGUUUCUGCAGGAUGUGGUGGACACUGGCAUCUACAAAUCAGACAAAGCGGCUUGGGAGAAGCGGCGCUUGGAAGCCGAGCGGAAGAAUUGGGGCUACUGGGAUUUCAGAAGAACGCCACUGAUUUUCCUCCCACAUCCCCAAGAGGACAUUUGGGAGUUGGAGGACGCAACUCUUCCGAUGUCCCACGAGAUGGGCGCUCUGAGCGGCGUGUUAGCUAUCCCGAGUUGGGCCAAAGAGGUGCUGCCGCUGGGCCUAGCGGACUAUGUCGUGGGCUCCGACCAUGUGCACCUCCUUGCCGGCCCAGGAGGCUCGCUACUGUACCACCUUGCGGGAGCAGCCGGCCAGGCACAGCCGCUCAGCGGGCUCCUGCAACAUCAGGCCCAGCAGCAUUCCGCCACGGCACAUCCGCACCAGCCCUUUUGA
Messenger RNA from Effrenium voratum, 1578 nucleotides. The record is from the annotation of a GenBank genome assembly. Lineage: Eukaryota; Dinophyceae; Suessiales; Symbiodiniaceae.